This is a messenger RNA of Rhinopithecus roxellana (golden snub-nosed monkey), 2180 nucleotides long. RefSeq names its product Mix paired-like homeobox (gene MIXL1). Bases 198 to 920 code for a protein of 240 amino acids. Gene Ontology annotation, molecular function: DNA-binding transcription activator activity, RNA polymerase II-specific; RNA polymerase II cis-regulatory region sequence-specific DNA binding. The transcript has 2 exons. Gene Ontology annotation, biological process: hematopoietic progenitor cell differentiation; endoderm development; endoderm formation. The record is from RefSeq and is a predicted model, not a curated record. Lineage: Eukaryota; Metazoa; Chordata; Mammalia; Primates; Cercopithecidae.
CACGCCUCCCUCCUGCAUCCCGCGGCCGGCGGAAGCGAUUAUCCCCGGCGUCUGGCGGGGCCGGGGCGGGCUCGCACCCCGAGGAGACACGGGCCUCCCCGCGCCCACCUUUGAUCGCGCCGCCUUCCCCGCCCCCGGCCCGGGAGGGUAUAACUGGAGCCCGCGCCCCUCCGGGCGGCGCGCUGGGCUCCGGAGCGAUGGCCGCAGCCGAGUCCAGUGAGCUCCAGUUCGCCGAGGGCGCCGCGUUCCCAGCAUACCGGGCUCCCCACCCCGGCGGGGCGCUCCUGCUGCCCCCGAGUCCCGCCGCAGCCCUGCUCCCCGCACCACCCGCGGGCCCCGGCCCAGCGCCCUUCGCGAGCUUCCUUGGCCGGGAUCCCGGGCCGGCCCCGCCGCCCCCCGCCAGCCUGGACUCGCCUGCGCCCCCCAAAGGUGCGGCCGCCCCGUCCGCGUCGCAGCGCCGCAAGCGCACGUCUUUCAGCGCAGAGCAGCUGCAGCUGCUGGAGCUCGUCUUCCGCCGGACCCGGUACCCCGACAUCCACCUGCGCGAGCGCCUGGCCGCGCUCACCCUGCUCCCCGAGUCGAGGAUCCAGCUUUUAUUUUCUCCCCUCUUCCAGGUAUGGUUCCAGAACAGGCGUGCCAAGUCCCGGCGUCAGAGUGGGAAAUCCUUUCAACCUUUGGCUAGGCCGGAGAUUAUCCUCAAUCACUCUGCUCCUGGAACUGAAGCGAAAUGUCUGAAGCCCCAGCUGCCUCUUGAGGUGGAUGUGAACUGCCUGCCGGAUCCAUACGGGGUUGGAGGGGGCAUCUCUGACUCUAGCUCCCAAGGUCAGAAUUUUGAAACCUGUUCCCCUCUCUCUGAAGACAUUGGUUCAAAACUGGACUCAUGGGAGGAACACAUCUUUUCUGCCUUUGGUAACUUUUGAGGAUUCUGGGAGAAUUCGGGAUAAGCUCUGAGGAGUCAUGACUGAUAGCUUGGGAGAGACACAUCAGCAUACUGUCCUUUCUGACUUCCAUGCUAAGGACAUGUGCUUGUUAACCUUGAUGAUGGUUUUGACAGCACCUCUCACAUUUGAAAAUACCCCGCGACUUUGUCAAUGAAGUUUUAAGCCCACACUCCCACCCCAGAGUUCCGGCAUUCAUUUUUACCUGUGUUCUCUCCAAGCCUGCACAUUCCACUUGGUCUGCAUCCCUGUGCCUUCUUGCCAGGCCUGUUCUUCGUUUUUGGACUGGUUGUUCAGAACUCAUUAUUUUCUUCACAAGAAUGCCUCAGCUUGACUCAGUUUCCCCUUGUGCUUGACAGCUGCCAUUUUCUCCUGGUCCCUCCAAGGCUUAUAAUCUUAAACUCACUCUACCCCCCCGUCUCUUCAACCCUCAUCCUAGGUUUAUUACUUUUUAAAAUUGGGCCUGUUAUCUUUGCGUUCAACCAUAGCUCCAAUGACUCUGCAUGCAGAUUAUUUUGACAGCCCCCCCCACUGCCUCUAGCUUCUCAACUACUUAAAAAAAAUUACCCUCUGUGGGCCAGGCAUGGUGUCUCACUCCUGUAAUCUCAGCACUUUGGAAGGCUGAGUGGGUAGAUCACCUGAAGUCAGGAGUUCAAGACCAGCCUGGCCAAUAUGGUGAAACCCCAUCUCUAUUAAAAAUACAAAAAUUAGCUGGGCAUGGUGGCAGGAUCCUGUAGUCCCAGCUACUCAGGAGGCUGAGGCAGGAGAAUCACUUGAGCCUGGGAGGUGGAGGUUGCAGUGAUCUAAGAUUGUGCACAGCCACUGCACUCCAGCCUGGGACACAGAAGGAGACUCUCAAAAAAAAAAAAAAAAAAAAAAAAAAAAAAAAAUUUCUCUAUGGUUCUGUGGUAACCUCCAGUUGCUAACACAUUAUAAAAAGCUUUCAGUUAUCCUCCCAGAUAACUGAUACCCUUAGCCUGCAGGACAGCUACGCAAAUCUGAAGGUCAACUUUCCACAGUAUACGUUUUGGUCUUAAGGUCACUCCUUUCAGUUUUGAACCAAAUUCAUACCUUUUACUUUCAAAACACUCGAGGACUCCCUGCCCGCUUUCUGAAGUCUGAAAUUUUCUCUAAUCCUGAUUUGGCACCUGUUACUUCGAUCACUCCAAUGUUACCCUUAGCACUUGUUAUUGUAUUUCCUAUGCAACUUUUGUGAUUAAAUGUCUUUCACAAAUGUUUCAA